AUGAGCAAUUACAAGGACAACCUCAUCAAGAAGAUCGGUGGACAAAAUCAAUAUGAUUUUGCAAUCAUCAAAUAUUGCGAAAGCAUUCAAAACGAUCCACGGGUCAUUUUCUUUUUCGACAAUCUAAGCAUAUCCGAUUUGAUUGACCUGCAGAAGCGAUUGUUGGACGUGGCAUUCCUGGAUCUAUCUCCUAGCGGAUCCGAAGUCAUGAUGAAUACCGCGGCCCUGCAAUGCCACAUGCUUUGGCGAAUGGGCUUGAACGAAAGAUACUUCGAAGUUAUGAAAGGGCAUUUCAUCGAAGCUCUUCGAGACUGUUGGGUAGAAGAGAGCGUCGUUCAAACCUUCGAAAGGCACUAUGAAAGACUGCGUCCAAUGUUCCAACAAAAUGAUAAGAUUAUGCUUGAUGCCGAAAUUCGUGAACAGUCUCCUGCUGGCCGAAUUCAAAUUACACUUCUUCAAGAGCCGACACGAUAUCACGCCGGAAGGAUGCGAGAACUUCAAGAGUUGCGCCGCUUUGACUUUCCUGGAAGUAGGACAGUGAUAACCGGAACAGGUCAGAACUGA
Cylindrotheca closterium is the source of this 564-nucleotide messenger RNA. The record is from the annotation of a GenBank genome assembly. NCBI's taxonomy places the organism in Eukaryota, Bacillariophyta, Bacillariophyceae, Bacillariales, Bacillariaceae.